Messenger RNA from Gaeumannomyces tritici R3-111a-1, 933 nucleotides. RefSeq lists its product as hypothetical. Bases 1 to 933 code for a protein of 310 amino acids. The record is from RefSeq and is a predicted model, not a curated record. Gene Ontology annotation, biological process: carbohydrate metabolic process. The transcript is spliced from 2 exons. Lineage: Eukaryota; Fungi; Ascomycota; Sordariomycetes; Magnaporthales; Magnaporthaceae. Gene Ontology annotation, cellular component: extracellular region. Gene Ontology annotation, molecular function: chitinase activity.
AUGCUUUGCCGGGCCUCUCCCGCAUUGUCCUGCUUGUUAGCCCUGCCUGCGCUCAUUUCGGGCGUGCAGGCUGGCUGGAACCCAGGGGCCAAGAACAACCUGAUGGUUUACUGGGGUCAGAAUUCUAACGGUGGUGGCCAGCCACAAGAUCUGAAAUUGCUCUGCGAUGAUCCAGCUGUCAGCGUUAUCGCUGUUUCUUUCCUCACUGACUUCAACCCUCUCAAGCUCAACCUUGCCUCGAACGAGGCCGGAUGUACCAAAAUGUCCGGUGGCAUGAUCAAGUGCCCCUCAAUCGAGAAGGACAUCAAGUACUGCCAGGGGAAACAGAAGACGAUGCUGCUUUCCCUGGCCGGCGGCGAAUACAAAGGUAAUGGCUGGGGCAGCGCCGAGGAGGCCAAAAAGACCGCCACCAAUGUCUUCGACCUCUUUGGCCCCGCCGGAAAGGUCCCAGAGGCACAGCGUCCCUUCGGAAGCGUCGUUAUGGACGGCUUCGAUUUUGAUUUCGAGCAUGAGACCAAGGGUCUCCUACCGUUCGCGCAGCAGCUUCGCAAGCUCGCUGAUGGCGCAAAACUCAUCCUGGGCGCAGCCCCGCAGUGCCCCUUCCCUGACGCGACUCUCGGUCCGGUCUUUUCGGGCGGCGUCAAGUUCGACCUGGUCGCGAUCCAGUUCUACAACAACCCCGGCUGCGGCCUCGUGGCUUUCAAGGGGCAAGGCGGCAAGAAAGACGCCGGCAGCACCUACAACUUCGAGCAGUGGGCAAAGUGGGCCAAGACCGAGGGCCAGCAGACCCACCUCCUCGUCGGCGCCCCCGCGAUCGAGAAGGUCGGCGGCGGCGCCGUCAGCCCCGCGCAGAUGAAGCCCAUCAUCGAGUACUCUGCAACCUUCCCCGAGUUCGCCGGCCCUUGCUGCCGCUGGCGGCGGCGCCGGUGGUAG